This is a messenger RNA of Lobosporangium transversale, 2335 nucleotides long. RefSeq names its product subunit 17 of mediator complex-domain-containing protein. The record is from RefSeq and is a predicted model, not a curated record. Gene Ontology annotation, molecular function: transcription coregulator activity. Gene Ontology annotation, cellular component: mediator complex; core mediator complex. Gene Ontology annotation, biological process: regulation of transcription by RNA polymerase II. The transcript has 7 exons. The coding region runs from base 276 to 2228 and encodes 650 amino acids. NCBI's taxonomy places the organism in Eukaryota, Fungi, Mortierellomycota, Mortierellomycetes, Mortierellales, Mortierellaceae.
CAAGCGCAUCAAGCUCUUUCUCGAAAGGAGCAUUGAGCGACUACCUUUUGACAUCACUCAAAAGGCUGAAGAGAUCUAUCUUCCGAGAUGGCGAUCCCACGGAAAAGCUGAAACGGAAAGUCAAAGUCAUUACAGAGAUUGCAGGAGAUAAGUACGAUAGGUUCACAGAUAAAGUCGUAACAAAGGAUGAUAUACAUCCGGAUAAGCAGCCUUCUAUCAUAACCACGGCAGAACAAGGAACCACGACAGAACAAAAUGCUGAGCCGGAUCCAGGAAUGGUAGGAGCCUCUUCAACGUCGUCAGCCGUAGCAGUACGUGCGACUUCACCACAAGGAAUAUACGCAAAACUUUGGCAUGCACAAAGUGAAAUAGGACUUGCCUUGGAUGUUCUCAACAUUAUUAUCUCUUCUUAUCAAAUAAACCCUGGAACUACAGGAGGUAUUGGAAGUACCAAUAAUGGAGCCAUGCCAAACUCUGCACUUCCCCCAGGAUCACUGAAAUGCGACUAUGUACCCCGAGCGCCUCUGUCAUUGCAAACUAUGAUUUCAAAUGAAAAAAUGGCAUUGGGUAGCAAGAAACACCAACUACGCAGUGCCGCUGCUAUUUUGAUGCAAGGCGCUCAAAAGUUAAAGAAAGUCAUGGCAGAUGAGAGUCAGUUUUGGGGCGGAGCCCUUCGGCUACGGAAAAAUAACUGGUGUAUUGUUUCUGCUAAGACUGGGCACCACUCGACCAAUCGAAUUACAGGAGGAUCGCAGCUUUAUGUUCAUUAUGGAUUUCAAGACGUUGGAUCGCUCUUCGGUAGUCGAUCUUAUGCAGAGCUAGUUCGUAAUCAAUCAUUUUCGGGACCAAAAAAGGCAACAAGUAUCGAACUCAACUUCCCAAACAAGACCGGAAAGGUUAUCGUUGUGAGCCUCGUACAGCAAGGUGCUUCACAUACCUUCAAGAUGCCAACGUCUAGAACCAAGAGCACUCUACAUAAUCAACUCUUGGAUGCUCAAAACACGCUCUUCGAUGGCGAAUUAUAUCACGAGUUGACAAACGAGGCACGCUCAAUGAACAACAGUGUAUCCAUUGUAGACAAUGAAAUAUUUAUGCCUAUUAGUGACGAAUUAGAGCUCAAAAUUGCUUACAGGAUGCCUACGUCAGAAAACAUUCCGAAUCUCUCAUUAUCUUCGUCUGAGGAUAUGGUGAUGGGAGAAAGUCAUGAUGGCAUAGAAAAUCCUAACAUGACAAAUAGUCUUAAUCGUACAGCGAAUAUACUACGAUGCGCUAUGCAGCUGAUGCAACACCGACGAUAUCGACAAAAUAUCAAGGAGCGGACAGACAGUUUUUUUAAGAGCUCUCGUCCAGGUGGGGGGAGAACUGCAGGCUCAUUUGGACAUAUACAACAGACACUUCAACAGCGCCCUACAGCUGUACUUAGUAUGACUCUCCAAGCACUGCAAUACUAUUCUUUUUCAAAACGGAUCCGGGACGUGAUUGGCAGAGCCACUAGAAAUAUAAAGCAAAACUGGUGGGAGCCUGUUGAUGUGUACUCGAUCGAUGUUAAAGCAUCAACUCCAAUACAAAGCAAUUCAGAAUUAUUGAUUCCAGGGACAUCUAACUUUUCAUCGCGGGGAACGACAACCAACCAUGGCAUGGGAUCUGUAGUUUCGAUCAAUCUUGGCGAUAAAGCGCCUGCGGUACGGUUCGUCAUACGGUCUCAUCCUGCACCUUGCGUCAUCCUCCAGCUGACAGAUCGACCUUCAGCACCAAUUAUGCAUGUCACAGAGUUUGAGAGAGUGCUAGAGCAAGAAUUGACCACGCGUGCAAUUGGGCGUAUUUGCGAGAUUCUCAAUUCGAUUAAAUCUUGGAACGACUCCUUGCCGACACUGCAGAGCCCCAAGUUUGUGAUCGACAUUGACAAACGCUGCGUUGGUGUAUUUCAUAUGUUGCGAAGAGAUAACUCAACUGCUCUUAGUACAUCCACAGUAAUACUUCAACUUGAUAUUAGCGCAGAGAGAGCCAUAAGUAUCUCUAUUAAUACUAAGCAUGGUAGCAUUAAUCGAUACAAAAUUGUUUACUUGGAGGAUCAGCAACUUCAACUACCUCAGAGUGAAGAUGCAGGCACAAACAAUUCCCAUCCAUAUGACACAGCGAAUUCCUCUAUGACUCUGCAUCAGACUGCAGGAAGGACAAUGGAGGGCUUUAGAGAGUGGCUAAGACAGAGCAUCAUCGCAGAGCUUUAACUUACAAAAUACACUAUGUAAUAACGGACUUUGCGGCUUGGCAGUAUAGUCUGCCAUACUUGCAAACACAAUUGAUCAGCAAUCUGAAGCAAUCAUGUGUGUGUGUG